GUUAUAAAAUACUAUGGCUACCAAUCUGCAUGUAGUGAUGGUUCCAUGGCUAGCUUUUGGCCAUCUGAUGCCAUUCUUUCAACUCUCUCUACAGUUAGCAAAAGCUGGAAUCAGGGUAUCCUUCGUUUCAACCCCUGCCAACAUCAGAAGACUCCCUCAAGUUCCAUCAAAUAUAGCCUAUCUUCUAGAAUUAGUGGCCUUUCCAUUGCCGAGCUUAGAUAACGAGCAGCUCUUGCCCCAAGGCUGCGAGGCCACCGUGGAUAUACCUUCCGAGAAUAUCCAAUACCUGAAGAUUGCCUACGAUUUGCUUCGACAUCCAGUGAAGCAGUUCGUCAUAGAUCAAAAGCCGGAUUGGAUAUUGGCUGAUGUGAUCCCUUACUGGGUGGUGGAAAUAGCUAAGGAACACUAUACCCCUCUGGUUCAUUUCUCGGUUUUUUCAGCUGCUGCUUUAAGUUUCUUUGUAACUCCAACGCUGGUCACCGGUGCUGAUGGCCAGAAGAAAACGAGGUCUUCGCCAGAAAGUUGGACAUCAGCGCCUGAAUGGUUUGAUUUUCCUUCACCGUUGGCUUAUCCUAGAUUCUUGGCCACUUGCAUUCAUGAGGGCUAUUAUGGAGUGAAUGCUACUGGUAUAUCCGACGAUCAAAGGGUUGCUAAAGUUAUUCAGGCAUCUAAAGCUGUUGCUAUUCGUACUUGCCCUGAAUUUGAAGCUGAAUACUUGAACCUAUUCGAGAAGAUAGUUGGCGGCGAGAAACACAAACCAGUGUUUCCUAUUGGUUUACUAUUACCAGAAAAGCCCAAAGGAAGAACAAUCAAUGAUAUCUUUGGGUGGCUCGAUGUUCAAAGGGCUAACUCGGUUGUGUUCGUAGGGUUUGGGAGCGAGUGCAAACUGAUUAAAGAACAAGUACAGGAGAUAGCCUAUGGGGUAGAGCUGUCGGGGUUGCCGUUUUUAUGGGCACUAAGGAAACCGGAUUGGGCUGUUAAUGAACUCGAUACGUUGCCUUGUGGUUUUAGAGAGCGUACGCAAGGGAGAGGUGUUGUCUGCUUUGGUUGGGCACCGCAGAUGGAGAUAUUGGGACACCCUUCGAUUGGGGGAUCUUUAUUUCACUCUGGUUGGGGUUCUGUCAUCGAAACGCUCCAGUUCGGACACUCUCUCGUGGUGCUGCCUUUUGUGAUAGACCAACCCUUGAAUGCGAGGCUACUCGUAGACAAGGGUUUGGCUGUGGAAAUCGAGAGAAGUGAGGAUGGUUCGUUUGGCAGAGAUGACAUUGCCAAGGCUCUGAGGCUUGCAAUGGUGUCGGGAGGAGGAGAGAAGCUAAGAAGCCGAGCAAGAGAAGCAGCUCAAGUUUUUGGGAACAGAGACUUGCAAGAUACUUAUUUCAACAGAUUUGUGGAGUAUCUCAAGGAAAAUGGAGCUGCAAAUCAAUAGAUGUAUCAUACAAGAAGGAAAAGAUAAAAUGAUUGACACCUUUCUCUAUGCUUGACAUAUUUUUCUAUGUUGUUAUUCUUUGAAGUAUCGGGUUCGAGCGAUAGAAAUGUCAAGAAUAUAGAUGUUAUUGAACUCCUGCUUCAAGGAAUACCAGUGUUUGAGGAGUUGCUUAAAGCUUUCAUGAAAUUUAUGGUCACCAAACUGGAUUGUCUGUUUGGUGAUGGCCGAAUGAGUCGAUAUUCAUCUCAAUAAAUGUUUAAUGCGAGCCC
Hibiscus syriacus is the source of this 1695-nucleotide messenger RNA. RefSeq names its product putative UDP-rhamnose:rhamnosyltransferase 1. The transcript is spliced from 2 exons. Gene Ontology annotation, molecular function: UDP-glycosyltransferase activity. The record is from RefSeq and is a predicted model, not a curated record. The coding region runs from base 14 to 1426 and encodes 470 amino acids. NCBI's taxonomy places the organism in Eukaryota, Viridiplantae, Streptophyta, Magnoliopsida, Malvales, Malvaceae.